This is a messenger RNA of Dacryopinax primogenitus, 2639 nucleotides long. RefSeq names its product ATP-dependent DNA ligase. The coding region runs from base 90 to 2639 and encodes 849 amino acids. Gene Ontology annotation, biological process: DNA recombination; double-strand break repair via alternative nonhomologous end joining; lagging strand elongation. Gene Ontology annotation, molecular function: ATP binding; DNA binding; DNA ligase (ATP) activity. The record is from RefSeq and is a predicted model, not a curated record. Gene Ontology annotation, cellular component: DNA ligase III-XRCC1 complex. NCBI's taxonomy places the organism in Eukaryota, Fungi, Basidiomycota, Dacrymycetes, Dacrymycetales, Dacrymycetaceae. The transcript has 7 exons.
CUACAACAACAGGGAUCACUAGGUCUGACCCAAUUGAGCUACUCGACGACGAUGAGGAGCUGGCGCGGAAGCUUGCCACCGAAGACGGGAUGGAUAUAGACGAGAUCCGCGCCGAAGAGGCUAGAUGGAAGAGUGCAACUGCCGCCGUUGCACAUGUCAAGGAGGAGAAAGAUGCGGUUUCGAUCACUGCCAACCUUUCAGAGACGAGCCAAUCCCCGAGCAAAGCAGUAUCCACGCGGCAUAUCAAUCUCGCCACCUCAACAAUGCCGAAAUCAAUGCCGACCCCCGUCGCCUUACCGGAUCUUGGCAUCGAUCCGCUACUGAAUUCGCUCGAAGCAUGCCCAUGGUCGGGCUCGAAUGCUCCUUUCGCUUUCUUAUCGAAUGCAUUGAUAUCCCUGUCAGGCACACGGAGCCGUAUCUUGAUUCUGAACAUCCUAACGAAUACCCUGCGUUACAUUAUCGCAUACGACCCAGCAAGCCUCACCGCUGCUGUAUACCUUUUAUCUAAUUCGCUCGGUCCUGCAUACCAAACUAACACUGAGCUCAACAUCGGAGGCUCGGUUUUGUCCAAAGCUCUCCUAGCGACAACCUCUCUCACCCCUGCCAAACUCCGCCAUCUCUACCACCAACAUGGUGAUCCAGGAGAUGUUGCUUUCCAUGCGAAAACUUCAGUUCGCACCCUCGUCGCACCAUCACCGCUCACGAUCCAAGGCCUGUACGACAAGCUCCUUGCAAUAGCGGGCGCGAAAGGUCAGGGUGUCGUUAAACGUAAAGAAGAAAUUGUGCGUGGACUGCUGGUGCAAGCUCAGGGCGAAGAGGUCAGAUGGGUGUAUCGGAUCCUUUCUCUCAACUUGCGUGUCGGAGCGGUAAGGAACACGCUUCUCCAGGCAGUAGCAAGGGCAUUUGCACUGUCCCAGCCUGAGAAAUCGAUGCUGAAGAAGGAAGAUGAUGAAUACGUGCCGGAAGAGAUAAAGGCACAGGUGUUGCCGCCGCCCAAGGGGAAGAAGAAGGCACCUCCAGAUCCGGCCAGGACGAAGGCUACUGAGAUCCUGCUAAAGGCGGAAGGAACGGUCAAGCGGACGUACGCACAACAUCCAAACUAUGGUCACAUUAUCAGAGGCCUUCUGAAUGGGAGAUUAGGGGAGCUCCCAGAUAGGGUACCACUGACCGUUGGAGUACCUCUGUUACCUACUCUCGGAAGCCCUAUGCGCAGUCUUGAAGAGAUUUACGAUCGUCUCUCCGGUCUGCCGUUCGCCGCAGAGAUGAAAUACGAUGGUCAGCGCGCACAGGUCCAUGUCAGCGUGCUCAAAGAUUCGGAAGAUUUCACGGGGGACAAUGGCGUGCAGAACAAUCAGUUCGUGGUAGAUAUUGGCGAUGGGAGGAAAGCGAGCGUGAGGAUGUUCAGCAGACAUCUGGAGGACAUGACGGAUAAAUACCCAGACGUCCUGGUGAUGCUCGCAUCUGUCCUUGCGCGCAACCCGUCACUCGAAUCGUUCAUCUUGGAUUCUGAGAUCGUCGCUCUUGACCCAGCAACUGGAUCGCUGAAAUCAUUCCAGGAGUUGAGCAAUCGAGCUAGGAAGGAUGUUAAGCUUGAGGAUGUGAAGGUCUCGGUCGGCCUCUUCGUCUUUGAUUUACUGUACUUGAAUGGCCAGCCUUUGUUGAGCAAGACAUUUCGCGAGCGCCGUGCUACGUUGCGGCAACACCUACCGCCUUACACGCCACAAGACGUCCGAUUGUCUGCGCGCCUGGAAUGGGUCGAAAGCGUUGAUUCAGAAGACGGAGAAGAUGUCGUGCUGGGAUUCUGGGAGCAGGCCGUUGCGGGGAAGUAUGAGGGGCUGAUGCUGAAGAUCCUUGACAGUGGAGAGGUUCUCGAUGACGAUAUUGGAGUAUCUAGUGAUGCGGAAGAUUCGCCUAAGAAGAAGGGAAAGAAGAAAGUGCAGGAGAAGGAAGAAGAGAAGAGCAAGAAGAAUGGGUCGAGGAGGAAACCGUUGCCUGCAACGUAUGAGCCUGAUAAGCGUACAAUGGCAUGGCUCAAGCUGAAGAAGGACUAUGUCCUUACCACUGGCGAUUCACUCGAUCUGAUUCCCAUUGGUGCUUGGCAUGGUAACGGCAGGAAGGCACGAUGGUGGAGUCCGAUCCUCUUGGGAGUAUGGGACGAGAACGAGGGGAGGCCGGUUGCAUUAUGCAAAUGCAUGAGCGGAUUCACGGAUGUCUUCUACAAGAGCCUGAACGAGAGGUACCAGGAGGGAAGCGACACCUGCUCCCGUACCCCGCUUUGGGAUGUCGAGACUAGCGGAUACUCCCCCUCUGUAUACUUCAAGCCGCAAGAAGUGUGGGAAGUUCGAGGGGCAGACAUUACGAUCUCCCCAACGUCUGUCACCGCCAAGGGCAUGAUCGACCCUGAACGCGGGUUGAGCCUGCGGUUCCCACGGUUUAUGAAGCUACGCGAGGACAAGGGGAUCAUGAACGCCAGCACGCCUGAAGAUAUUGCGCAUAUGUAUCGGCAGCAGGAGGCGCGUGGGGAUGGACGGAACGCAAAGGCCACUACGGGGAUGGACGAUGGAGAAUUGAUCGAUGUGCCGUUUGAGAGUGAUGCUGUGAACGAGGAGAGCAGCGGGGCAGAGGAUCAGAAGGAGUGA